GCUGCGGGGGGAAAGGGGCUCCCAAACUCUUCGCAAGAAAGUGCUCUUUGGUGCCGCUGCUGCUUGGGAUCUGGAAGGGGAUCCGUGGAGCAAGUGGGGGAAGAGCUGCGCAGAAGCAGCUGCAGCCGCCGGCCGGGCCGGAGCUGAUGGGGGUCUCGCCUGCGGGAGGGAGUCACGUCCAUCUUCGGGCUCCCACCGUCCUCCUUUGCCCACCUCCCAACCGAGGAGGAAAGAGCAGGCGGCUGAUCGGCUUGGGCUUCCUUCCGAGAAUGGGCGCAGCCUCGGACUCCCGGAAGGGGCCCGGGGUGCUGGUCCGACUCCUAGUGGCCUUUGGGCUUCUUCUCCUGGCCGGCCUGGCCAAGGGCAACGAGUAUGACUACGUCAGCUUCCAGUCGGACAUCAGCGCCUACCAGAGCGGGCGCUUCUACACCAAGCCCCCUCAGUGCGUGGCCAUCCCGGCUGACCUCCGCCUGUGCCAUAGCGUGGGCUACGACAAGAUGGUCUUGCCCAACCUCCUGGACCACGAGACCAUGGCGGAGGUGAAGCAGCAAGCCAGCAGCUGGGUGCCUUUGCUCAACAAGAACUGCCACAUUGGCACCCAGGUCUUCCUCUGCUCCCUCUUUGCCCCCGUCUGCCUGGACAGGCCCAUCUACCCCUGCCGCUGGCUCUGCGAGGCUGUCCGCGACUCCUGUGAGCCUGUCAUGCAGUUCUUUGGCUUCUACUGGCCCGAGAUGCUCAAGUGUGACCAGUUCCCGCAGGAUGAUGUGUGCAUUGCUAUGACCGCCCCAAAUGCCACGGAGGCGUCCAGACCACAAGGCACGGCAGUGUGCCCUCCUUGCGACAAUGAGAUGAAGUCAGACGCCAUCCUGGAGCACCUGUGUGCGAGUGAAUUUGCUUUAAAGAUGAAAAUAAAAGAGGUAAAAAAAGAAAAUGGAGACAAGAAGAUCACCCCCCAGAAGAAGAAGCCCUUGAAGUUGGGCACCAUCAAGAAGAAAGAUCUCAAGAAGCUGGUGCUCUAUUUGAAGAACGGGGCAGACUGCCCUUGCCACCAGCUGGACAACCUCAGUCACCAGUUUCUCAUCAUGGGGCGCAAAGUGAAGACCCAGUACCUUCUGACAGCCAUCCACAAGUGGGAUAAGAAAAACAAAGAGUUCAAAAAGUUCAUGAAGAAAAUGAAAAGUCCCGAGUGCCCCACAUUUCACUCCGUCUUCAAAUGAUCCGAUGGUGCCAGAAUUAGAACAUUUAUUCUCUUCUCCUCUUUCUUUUGUUUUGUUGCUGGCCCUGAACUUGCACAGACUUUCUUUUGGACUUGAUGGCUCCUUCUGCCCUGGUGGACACUGAACUUUGAUCCCUUGGUGUUUCUUUAUGUUUGUUCCUUUAGAGUAGGGGUGGGCAACCUCAGGCCCAGGUCCAAAUGCAGCCCUCCAAGCCUCUCUGCCUGUCAUCGGGGAGACAUCUCCUCAGCCAUGCACCCCUGCCCAGGCCAUCCUCCUGGGUGUGUUCAGCCUGGAAACGAGGAGACUGAGGGGAGAUAGGAGAGCCAUCUUCAAAUAACUCAAGGGCUGUCACAUGGAAGAGGGUAGGACUCAAACCAGUGGAUUCGAGUUACAAGAAAGGAGAUUCUGACUAAACAGGAAGGAAGAACUUUCUGACAGUAAGAGCUGUUCAGCAGUGGAACAGACUCCCAUGAGAGGGGGUGGACCAGGGCAGAUUUGGGUAAUCUUUCAGCCAGGCUAAAAUUUGGCACCCCCAAAUGAAUCUUCUCACUGAUGGAUCUUCUCAAUGUUGUGCCCCCUUGGCUCAGGGCACUGCCCUAAAUCUGGUGCAGAGGUUGGAUGGCCACCUGCCACACAUGACCUAGUUGAGCUUCCUGCAUUGCAGGGACUUGGAGUAGAGGACCCUCUUGGUUCCUCCCAACUUUAUAUAUAAUUCUAUGAUUCUAUAAGCCCCUGGCUGAGGUGAUUUUGAAAGGAAGCACUUUCAGCAGAGCUGUGCUGGAUGCUCUCCAGUUUUCAGGGAGAAAUCUUCAAGGUCACUGGGGUGUAGGUUUUCACUAAAAAAAGUAAGAUUUCUGAAUAACCUCAUUUUUCUGAUUCUGUCAUUUCUGCUGGCUGUUUCUUCAGUGACCACCUCUACAGGUAGGUGUUGUUAAUCAUCCAUAUGGAUGAUCCUACCCAGUAAGGAAUCCUGUGGUGAAUGGGAUAGUGUCUUAGCAGGAGGUGGCCAGUUAGAUUUUGCUGUGUGAUGACGUCACUGUAGGUAACUGAGGGCAGUAUAAUGGAAUGUAUAACUGAAUAGAAAUGCAUCUCUUUCUUUCUUUCUUUCUUUCUUUCUUUUUUAUUGGCAAGGCAAAAAGCAUCGACAAAAAACAGGUAUUUCAACUCAGCUUUACCGUAGUCUGUAAAAAAAAACCAAAAACUCAGCUUUAGUCUGAGUGUCUGCAUGCUGUCAUGCUUACUGGUUUUUAAAUAAUUUCAUUGGAUCAUAGAGUUGGAAGUGAACUUAGAAGCCCCCCCUAGUUCAGCCCCUCCCAGUGCAGCAUCCCUGAAAGGCCAUCCAGCCUCUGCUUAAGAACCCCCUCACCAAGGGGUCUCCACCCCCUUCCAAGUCUGUUCCACAGCUUGUAACAUCAGGAAGUCCUUCCUAACGAGGGUCUGGUUGUGUUUAAUUUUGGAAAGUAUGGAUUUGGUAGGUUUGUCUUUAAAUGGGAACUGAAUUGCAUCUCUCCCCUAAUCAUAGUUCAGUGUCCCCUGCCAGAGGACCCUCAUUAAUUCACAUUAGAUUGGUAAAAAUGUCUCCCCUUUGGCUCAUCAAUUCAAUUUUGAAAGAAGCAAAUUCAGAAGAGCUGCUUUCUUCUGACAAAAUUUCCACAUAGGUGGUUGUUGAAAGGUGGAGCUCAAUGCCCCACGUGGCUCCUCUUCUGUUUCCACAGCUCGGCUCGUAUUUCAGUCCACAGAUCAUCACAUGAACCAGCAGAAGGUUGUGUGCAGCCUGUACACUCUCAUGUGGACUAAAUGGAAGCACUUGGGUUCUGGUUGCCUCCUCAAGGCAGACGAAGGGAGGGGAGAACCAAGGUCAAAACAGUUCGAGAAGCCUGGGUUGCACUCCAACCAUUUGUCCUGUGUGUUGCCACGGUACAGGAUUAAGCAGAGAAAGAGUUAAUUGUUAAACUGGCAGAAUGGGGGUAGAGUAAGUUUAAUAAGUUCAGAAAUGACUGGUGUCUGUAUUUUGGGGGGGGCAUUCUUUAAAUCAGCCUUCCCCCCCAACCAUUUGUUUUACACUACAGCUCCCCUAAUUUCUGACCAUUGGAUUUGCCACCUGGGUUGGGGAGGCUCAGGGGAAAGAAGUGCAUUUUGCUGCAGAAACGGAUCCUUCUGGAGUGUUCAUAGAAUUGUAGGGUUGGAAGGGAUCAACCCCCUCCAGUGUGGGAAUCUUUUGUCCAACGUUGCCUAAUGUGGGGCUUGAACCCCGAAACCUGAGGUUAAGUCUCAUGUGCUAUCCAGGGGCGAAGGAAGGCUCUCCAGCACCCAGGGUGGGGUGUCAAGGGGCGGGGCAAACUGCCCGGCAGCCCAUGCGCGGCGCUGAUACACUCGAGCGUUGGAUGGACAGCGGUGGGAUCCUCUGCUCAUGGCGGUAGGAUCCUCCACAUGUGGUGGCAGCACGAUGGUGGUGGCUUGCGCUGCUGUGCCGGGGGGCAGUGUGGUGAGCCCCCCCGUGGGGUGCCUUCUAGUCACCCUCCUCAGAUUUGGCCCCCGGGGUGUACCGCCCUCCGCCCCCUUCCUCCGCCACUGGCGCUAUCCACUGAACUGUCCCAGGUGCCAUCCAGCAUUCACAGCCUCACAAUUAUGGAGGACACCACUCAGGAACAGCAUAUUACAUACCGAUAAUUUUUACAUUUACAAAUUGCCUAGGGAAAGCAAAAGAGAUGUCUAGCAUUAAAGUAUGGAAUAUGUAUUGCAACUUGAAAACCUUUUUAUCGUCCUUAUGAAUGAAGCUUUUUACUGCAUACUGACUUCAAUUUUGAUAGCAUCAGCAGAGGCUAGAUGAAAAUUGCUCUGGGGGCCGACCGUGGCCAAUCCCUGUUUUAGUUAUUUACUGAAAAGUGUAAUCUAACGAACUGUUGCUAAUUAAUGUGUCAGGUUAUUUUAACUGUGCUUGGACCUUGCUGGGUUCCUGUUUAUUUCCCAGGAGAGACAAGUUACAUGAUUAUUUUAACCCUGUUCCCUUUCCUUGGAUUUUGUUUUUGGUAGCUUUUUCUAGUUUUAAAGUAUGCUAUUUUCCUGUUUCCUAAACCCCACCCCCCUUAAAUUCAGCUAUUUUGUUGUUAAAUGUGAGAUACAUCGAGGAUACAUUUAAGAAUGGAGUUUGUUUGUGCUUUUUUCUUCAUUGUUCUAUUAAUAUUGAUUUUCAUAAAAAUAACAGAACCCCAGAAGCAGAAAAAUACAUCCAAUGCCAUAUGGCAAUCUUUUUAGGCUACUUGUAAACGUCUGUAUUACUCUGAAAAACAGGGGUGGGGGCACCCCUGGCCAUUGGCAGGCUGUCUGGAGCUGGUGGGAGUUGGAGUCCAGUAACCUUGGGGGAGCUGCAGGUCCCCCCCUCCUGCAGUAAAGGCUCUAUGGAGAGAGGCAGUCUCAACAUUUGCCCAAGCCCAGCAGCCCCGUGAUUCUCUGUGCAAGGUCUCCAACACAAAACACAAACUUCUUUUUCCAAUACCAUUUAAAAUCGGGUCAGGUAUCGAUUCCUUGUGGAUGCUGGGAAGGAAGACACGCCCAUCAUUCAAAGCCGAGAAAGCAGGUGGCCCGGGUGGGGCCUCUGCACUCAGGGCAGCAAAAUUCUGCACAACCCUGGCUCCCAGCAGGUACCUUGACUCACCACCAGUCCCAAACCGGAGCUGGCAUAAUAUCCCAGAUUUCCCCAACCUGGUGCCCUCCAGGUGUCCUUGAACUCUAACUCCCAUCAGCCCCAGCUAGCAUGGCCAGUAGUCAGGGAUGAUAGGAGUUGUAGUCCAAUAGCAUGUGGGGGAGGGGCACCAGGUUGGAAACAGGCACAAUAUCCUUUGUUAUAAGAGGCAAUAUGAGACAUUUACAAAUUGGCUAAAUAUAUGCAAAUAUUUCCAGUUUUCAUAUUGGAGUCACAUUUAAAAGUUUUGCAUUUUUAUUGUGGCUUUAUGAAGAAAAAAGGAAAUGGCAUUUAAGAUCCCCCAACAUAAAACCGGUAAGCCAGAAAUGAGAGGAGCUUUUGGCCAGUGGCAAUUCUGGGAAAUUGGGGGGGGGGGGCAAGAAUAUGAAGAGCAGGAAUACUAUAAAUGCAUUUCCUCUCGGGGAGUAGAGAGGUAAGACAUGCUCGAGGCAAAUUUGCCUGAUCUCUUCCUAUUUCCUUCCCAAUCACAGAAUCGAGGUUUUUCAGUUCCAUUUUGUGGGACUAUUGAGCAGACGAAUCAGAUUUGUUGCAUGUAGUCAGGCCCAACUCCAAUGCUCAUUUUUGCUGUGGUCUUGCCCAUUUCCGAUGGGGCUUGAGCAGGAGACUCCUUCAUGUGGAUUGUGCUCCAUACUGAUAAGGGGGUUGAAUACAACUUUUGGAUUUUCUGCCAAUGGAUGCAGUCCUAUGCACACCUUUUGGGUGUAAGCCCUGCUCAACUCAGUGGGACUUACUUUGGAGUAAACAUGCAUGGGAUCAGGCUGUCCUGCCCUCUGAGUUCUUGGGGUGACCUUCGUUUGUUGGAAUACUGAAGCAACCUGGUGGUUUCCACACACACAACAUUUUCCUGUGCUAUCUUUUUAAGUGGCAAGUUUCUUUUUCUGCCCCAGCUCCUCAGCGAAGGGGAACGAUGGAUCUUGUCCAAGGCAGAAGUGCAGAGCGAUGUAUGUGGUGAUGAGCUAGCUUUGCUUCUGAAGGGAAGCACCUGUUUGAGUGGGGAAAACAAACCACCUGCAUUUGGUUAAAACGCUGCCUCCCUCAGUCCUGCCAUGUAGUGGCUCUGGGUCUCUUAAGUAGAGGUCAUUGGAUCAGCAAAGUAAUCAAUAAAUGUGCAGGGAUGUUCUGGAAGCUCCAGCACAUUCUCUUGGGAGCCAUCCCUAGGCCUCCCCCGCCCCCGCCCAUAUCCGCACCAUCAGCAACGCAUUGGGGCCAGUGAUGAUCUGUGUGCAGGUCAUUGCACAAGGGAAGGACUUCUCCUGGUGCGCCACUGUCAUUCAGUGUUGAUGAUGCGGAGAAAGAUGGGCCCAUGGUCUGACAAGGUAGAUGGCAGCUCCCCCUAGUCCUAGGUCAGUGGUCGAAGGUCCUAAAUCUCAUCCCCAUCAUCUCCAGCUAAGAGGACUAGGAAUGUCCCUUGCAUGCUUCCUUGGAGGUCUGCUGUUGGGUGGGACCAAUGGAGUUGAGAGAGGAUGAGGAUGAGGCCACCUCAGGUGUUUGCAAACAUGCAGCCUGACCCUGUGCAGAAGAGAGUUCAUUGGGUCUCAGUGCCAAGGAAGCAGGCACAGGCUUGCAACUUUAGGGCCCAGGCCAAUUUCUGAGGAUCUGGCUUUGAAGGGACUCCAGCACAUUAGUGGCCGGAGCUGGUGCCCAAAACUGGACACACUGUUUGAUGGUGCCACUUCAGUUCUAUGUGCAGUGAGUGAGGCUCAUACUUCUUCUGUUUCCCUCUCAAGUGCUUCCCCUGCAUCUAUUCACAUUCAUUUAACUCAAGUUGCUGUGCUUAAUUAACCUCUUCUGCUGAGUGUUUUUAUGAAGAAAUGUUGUUUUCUAACCCUAGUUUGUUGUGUUUCAAGCAACCUGAGUGACCACCUGUAAAUAAAUCCAUAUUUAGGUUUUGUAUCUGUAUCUAAGUUCCCCCCUUCCUUUAACUUAAGGGCCAUUUCUGGGGCUUGAGACAGAUCAUAGUCACCCCCCACCCCAAUUUGAAAAUAGCUUUCAAGAGGGAUGACUGCUCUUAGCACAUUUCUAUCUCUGGUUAAAAGUGCUGUAGGGGUUUUCUUUGCAUGGUUUGAUAAUGGUGCAAAACCUGUUUGGUCAGGAGUGACAGCAGGACAAAAAAUAAUAAUUGUCUGUGUCCAUACUUCUGACUCUGUUAAAAAUGCUGCAUUAUCUUAUUCAUGCCUCUGUGAGUCACCAUGGAAAGGAGAAUGGAAACCUUUGGAGAAAAGUGUCCCAUCUCUCUCUGGUCCAGAGGCGCCAGUUUCCGAAGGAGAAUUGUGGGAGAUGUUGCCUGUGCAAUAUCACGACACGGAAAGAGCCGUGGGUGGAGCUGAAUGUGGUGGCCGUGGAAUUUCAGUGGCCGUGGCUCCUCCUGCUGCUGCUCUUGCCACCACCACUGAUCAGGGACUGCUUCCUCGCUCUUUCCCGGCCACUGUAGCUACACUGCGCUCGGCUCUGCGCCCAGGCUCCUUGGCUGCUUUUGAACAUGGGGGUGUGUGUGCUGCCCCCCAAUCUCUUCUAGCACAUCCACCCAGCUUCUGAUUGAAAGGUUCAUUAUAUGUCCAGGUCACCGUCCACCAUCACAUAUCUCUUGUGAAUGCUGUGUCACUGAAUCUAAUGCAGCCCCAUCAACAGGGCUGGGAACAAAUGCCUUGGCCUUGACCGGAAUGACAUAUUAACACCAGACUAAACAUUUGCAUGGGUCUCCCUCCCAAAAUUAACACAACACAGCAGUGCAAAGUUUCAUGAAUUUGUGGCAUUUCUCAAAUUAUGAGAGGGCCGUCAUGACUUGGCAGGAUUCUGCCCUGCUCCAUCUCCCCUGGCCUCAAGCCUUGGAAAGUUUAUGUUAGUGCCCCCCCCCCAAUCCCACCACCAUUUCCUUUGCCUGCCUCCUCACUCAUUCUCCUCAAUGUUUAUUUAAUAAUCCUGAAAGAGCUUCCUGGGUUUAAAUGUUUGCUAAACACCCUGUCAGCUCGACUUCGCUUGAGACAGCCCGGGCUGUGGGGAGACAGUUCAACAUGCCCCCAACAUGCACCCCCCAAUGUGGGUCCAGGAGCCCCACAGCCUGGGACUAUGUGAGCUCCUCAAAUAGAAGGAAUGGUCAAUGGAGGGAUUUGGCCUGGCCUCAUCUGUCUCUAGUCAAGCAGCAAGGGUCAUCUGCUGGCUUUCACGGUGCAAGGGUCUCUGUGCAGGGUAGUUUACAACAGAGUAACACAAAAAGCAACACAGCGUGGAUAUGUAACAUAGUUCCCAUGAAGUGAUGAUGAUGAUGAUGAUGAUGAUGAUGAUAGUUGAAGCACUACAAUUUGUUAUAAUCAGCAGUGCCCAAUUAUUCAUGAAUUGUUCAGUCACUGAUGAUCUCACCCAAAAGCUGGCUAGAAGGUGACGCCUUCACCAGUUUCCUAAAAGAAAAACCAUGGUAUAGCUCGAUGCACCUGAAGAAAGGAGAGUGCUCCACAGAUGUGAAGCCACCACUGAAAAGACCCUUCUAUGGAGCUGGGCGCUGCAUGAGUCAUUCUGUGCAAGGACCACCAGCCGGGCCUCCUUCUCUGACCUCAUUGCUGUGCAAGAAGGCAUUCUCUUAGAUUGAUGUUAUAGGCUUGGAAGGGGCACCACUAAACCCUAUAAAUUAAUAAAUGGUAGGAUUCUGAUUAUUUGGGAUCAAAGGGCGAAAUACCAUCUGCAGAGGAAUUCCUAAGCCUAUGCAAGACAACUUGGCCAAGCGGGCUGAAGGCUGCCUGGGAGAGAUGCCUUGGACUCCAGGCCUGCACUGCUGUGGGGAACAGGCCCCUCUUGAGAUGACCAUGCUGUAAGAUCUGGAUUCCCUCCAUCUAAAUUCAGGAGUAAAUAGGUGAAUACAUCACAUUUCUUAAAACUACUGCAGCCUCGGCCAUGUCUUCAAUUCUGCAAAGGAGGCCAGAACCCCUGGAAUCCUGUGAAUGGCUCGGCAGGGAUUCAGGUGGCUGGUAACAUCAUUUAUGGGAUUGCUUGGCAUUCUUUGGCAUGGUGAUAAUUUAGGACCGUCUCUAGAGGGCAGUAAUAUUGGUCAUUUGUUGUUGCGCCCAAGGUUGGCAAAGGACAUUUCACUCACUCGUCUUUCUUUAUUCAAAUCUAUGGUGCGACCAUCCUUGGAAUUCCGUGGACAGUUCUGGUCACCUCACUUCGAAAAGGACAUUGUAGAGUCAGAAAAGGUUCAGAAGAGGGCAACUGCAAUGAUCCAGGGGGUGGAGUGACUUUUCUGUGAGGAAAUGUUGCAGCCUUGGGGCUUCUUAGUGGAGAGAAAAGGCAAGGAAGAGCUGUCAUGAUAGUAGAUGUUUAUAAAAUAAUGUCUGGCCCAAAGAAAGUGGACAGAGAAGAGUUUUCAUCCCUCUCUCAUGACUUUAGAACUUGUGGAAAUCCAAUGAAGCCAAAUGCAAGGGAGAUUUUAACAAGUCCCUUUUCACUCUGCACAGAGUUAACUUAUGGAACUUACCUCUGCCAGGAUCAACUGAAUUUGAUUGUGCAAAGAUCUGAAAGAUAUAGUUGUGUCUGGCCUCAGCAGGGAUCGGCUCUUGGUGAUCAGAUGCUGAGAUAAGGGUGUUGGCCAAAGAGUUAAGACAAGACUGAAGCCACAGAAAGCAGAUCAGGGCCGAAGGGACAUACAACGCGGAAGAGAAAGGGAUUUCUUACCUUGGAAGCAGAGGAAAGCCCUCAUGGCUAGUGAGCACCCAUAGCCCUAGGUUCCAUGAAUUUGUCCAAAUCUCUUUUAAAGCCAUCCACGUUGGUGGCCAUCAUUGCCUCCUGGGGGAGGGAGUUCCAUAGUUUAACUAAAUGCUGCAGGAGGGAGGACUUUCUCUUAUCUCUCCUACAUCUUCCAGCAUUCAGCUUCAUUGGAUGUCCAUGAAUUCCAGUGUUAUGAAAGAGGGAGAAACACUUCUCUCUGUACACACACACACACACACACACACACACACACACACACCUCUUAUUUGCUUUUUUCUAAACUAAAAAACUUUUGGAAGCCUCCCUCGAGAACCAAGAAUGCAGUCUCACCUGUCUGUCCAUGGGAGCAGAAUGCAACUGGCCAUUGGGUCAGACUCUUUGCCUGGAGCCCCAGAUGCCUAAAAUUUGUGAAUAGCAGAAGAGCAUCCAUCUCCAGAAUCUAUCUGCCAGGCUGCAAACUGAAAAGAGGGCAGCUUCUCUCCCCCCCCCUCUCUCUCCCUCGGAUGGAGAAAAUGCCCUGGACCUUGGCGGCCCCCAAGCCUUCUGGGUUCAAUUUGCCUUGUCACUAACACAGACAAUUUCUGUCACAAUAAACUGCACAGAAUGGUUAAUCUCCCUGGGUAACUGUGAGGAGAUUAGGUUCUGCUCCUGCUUUUUUGCUGGGUGACUGCCCCUGAAUGGUACAAGUGCUCCCUGCUUCCUGCUUGCUGGAAGGCUCUUCAGCCGCCUUUGUCCCAAGGGAAGCCGGGGGGCUUUUGAGAGCCUUGCUGAAAGGCAGGAGGGCCCUGGGGGAGACAAAACAAGAGGCCUGCAAGCUCCCUGGUGCUGGGGGUUGCCCAACUCCCGCACGCAGCACGUUGGGAGGUAGCCUUCUGUUUGGAACAUGCUAAUAUAGACAUCUGAAAGCCAACAUUGCUUAGACAUUGUGUAGGGCAAGAAAGCUAAUGCUAAAAAGAUGUCAGCUUGAUAACCUAACCUUUGCUGAGCAUUACUUCAGCCCCAGAAGACCUGCCGCAGGCCUGGGAAGGCUUCAUUUUUUAAAAAGCAGAAUUUCCCACUGCAGAAAUUCCCUAUCAGACACUAAAAAGAAAAAGGCUGAACAAAGCAUGUUUCCCUCCUUCCUUACUCCCUGCAUCAGUGGAAGUUUUCCAUAGGAGUCAGUAGUUUCUUCUACAAUACAGAGACAAUUCAUUGGUGGGAAGGGAUUCCUUUUGACGAAAGUAACCUUCCCUUGGUAUGGGACUCAGAGUGGGUGGGUGGUUGUUGUUGUUGUUUUAAAAAGAGACACAAACCUUCCAAGUAUACAAACCCCAAGUAACAAAACUUUGUUUUUCUCUGAGCUGUUUUGUUUUUCUUGCAAUGUCCUGCUUCUUCAGGAAUGUAAUCUCUCAGUUCUGCUCUGCAAAAGAUAAAAUUGAAAAUCUGUCCUUUGCUUUUCAUGUAAAUUGAUGAUUGGAGAUAACAGCGAGGGCCUUUGUGCUUUGAUUUAGCAUUUCAGCAAUGAGAUACAUCUGCUUGCACUUACAGGCACAGCAUAGUCUGCAUGUGAUUAUGAGUUUAUGGCCAAGCUAAAGUAUCAGCAGAUUUUAUAGACUGGUAGGAAGCCUUUAUCAAUUCACAACUCCUUAAGUCU
Molecule: messenger RNA, 11248 nt
Organism: Zootoca vivipara (common lizard)
Lineage: Eukaryota; Metazoa; Chordata; Lepidosauria; Squamata; Lacertidae
Gene: SFRP1
Product: secreted frizzled related protein 1
Biological process (GO): canonical Wnt signaling pathway; non-canonical Wnt signaling pathway
Molecular function (GO): Wnt-protein binding
Source: RefSeq, a predicted model, not a curated record